This is a messenger RNA of Geosmithia morbida, 633 nucleotides long. RefSeq lists its product as uncharacterized. The transcript has a single exon. Bases 1 to 633 code for a protein of 210 amino acids. The record is from RefSeq and is a predicted model, not a curated record. NCBI's taxonomy places the organism in Eukaryota, Fungi, Ascomycota, Sordariomycetes, Hypocreales, Bionectriaceae.
AUGGCCAACUCAAGCAUCCCCGUGGCAUCCUGCCUCCCCACCGGCUAUCAGAACGAUCCCCUCCCCAUUGGGAAGUACUACCCAUCCAACUACGAAAUGGUCGAACCUACUGGUGAUAGCCAGUCUUCGAGCGCCGGAACCUCAUCGAUCGCCUCGCCCAGCGCGACCAACACCACCCCGCGCUCCUCCGACCUGAUAGGAGGACGCUGCUCCCCGACCACCGUUGACACCCUCGACCCCGAGUCCCGUCGCAGGAUGCAGCUCCAGCAGUACCAGCGCGACAUGAUGGCCCGCGCCUCGAUGGCAGCCAGCGGCAUUGCCGGAUCCGCAUCACCACCAUCAUCCGCUGCUGACUCCCACCCCCAACUCACGGCUUCUGGCAGCAGUACUCGAAGCCUCGUCGCCAUGUCGGCAGUCGAUUUCCGCUUCGGUUCCCCCACAUCCCACAGACCUAAUUCUCCCCGUCUGCAUCCACUGGGCAGUCCUGGGCCCGUGACGCCAAUGGAGCUUGAGGCCGACGGGAGUGCUACGACCGGCAACGGCUACCUCGAUAGCAGGGGGAACAUAGGGCGUACUUUUCAACAAAGUCUAGGGUCUAGUAGUGCUAAACGAAUCUCGCCGCGACCGACAUAG